Messenger RNA from Schizosaccharomyces osmophilus, 2043 nucleotides. Its product is annotated as Sad1-UNC-like protein involved protein folding in the ER. The record is from RefSeq and is a predicted model, not a curated record. NCBI's taxonomy places the organism in Eukaryota, Fungi, Ascomycota, Schizosaccharomycetes, Schizosaccharomycetales, Schizosaccharomycetaceae. Gene Ontology annotation, biological process: protein folding in endoplasmic reticulum. The transcript is spliced from 3 exons. Gene Ontology annotation, cellular component: membrane; cytoplasm. The coding region runs from base 1 to 2043 and encodes 680 amino acids.
AUGCAAGUGGUCUUCGGGAACUUUUUAAGAUACUUGAAUGUAUCUUUCUUUAAAUAUUUUAUACUCUUCUUAUUUAUUUUUUCAAAUUCUAAUGCAUUGAUUAAUCAUGAAUCCGCUGUGUGCGAGAAUACCCUUUCAAUCUUUUCAGACAUAUUUCGUGAAGAGACUGAGCAAUGCCACUGUUAUGAACAUGUUCAAGAAGAUAUAAAUUCUGUUGAAGCAUCAAAAACUAUGAAGGAUUUUGAGGCAACUAGUCUACCGGCUCAAUUCAAUCUUACUGAAAAUUCAACCUCAUCCAUUGAGGAUGAAUCAUUUAACAAGACUGCUUUAAUACAAAAUCCAACAAAGACGGCGAGAUCCCCUUCAGUCAAAACGGAUUAUGAAUCUGCGAGCUUGGAACAACCAAUUCCUCAAGCCUCCAUCGAUACCGCAAUUGGGGAUGAAGCUAAGGACAAAAGUGCGAACGAAAAUCCUGAUAAUCCUUAUUCCCAGACUUGUGUUGAGACAAGUCCUGUUGCGAAAGAAGGUGCUUCAUCUGAAGCCCCAAUUGCAGCUCAUGUAACUUCUGAGGAAAAACGAUUUAAUUUUGCUUCCACUGACUGUGCCGCAGCUGUUUUAAAAACUAAUGCUGAAGCCGAAGGUGCUUCCUCUAUCCUGACCGAAAACAAGGAUAAAUACAUGUUAAAUAAGUGCUCGGCCACAAAGAUGUUUGUUGUUAUAGAACUAUGUGAAGAUAUUUAUGUUGAUACAGUUCAAAUCGCCAAUUUCGAGUUUUUCUCAAGCAUUUUUCGAACAGUUCGUAUCAGUGUCAGCGGAAAAUACCCCAAGCAAGAAUCUUCAUGGAUGGAGCUUGGCACCUUCACUGCAAUGAAUUUGCGAACAUUGCAGUCUUUCCGCAUAGAGAACCCUCUAAUCUGGGCUAAGUAUAUGAAGAUUGAGAUUUUAAGUCACUACGGUUCUGAAUUCUAUUGUCCAUUGAGUUUGGUUCAUGUUUUUGGCAAAACUAUGAUUGAAGAAUUUGAAGAAGAAAAUGAAGAAGGUUAUUCUAAUGACUUUGAUCUUUCUCAAAAUAACCAAGCUGACGUGUUAAGUUCCAACGCGAAAAAUGAUAGCCAAUUUAUUCAACCUGAGCAGACUGCUUCGAUAUUGAAUACUGAGGAAAAUAAAAGCCAUUAUCCAAGCUCCGUCAUGAAUGUCGCCCCUGCAAGUACAACAGCAACGAAGACCGAGGUCGAGGAAGAUCAGAGUAUUUGUAAUAGCAAUAAAGAAUGUGUUACGAAUCAUGUGUUUUCUUCGUUCGUCACAGGUAAUUUAAGCUCUUCUUCUGCAGCAGGGUCUCCUCCUUUUCCAACGGCGACCCAUCAUUUGAAUCAAGAAAGUAUUUAUAAAAACAUUAAUAAGCGUCUUUCUAUUUUAGAAGAAAGAAAAAAGUUGUUUGACGAAGCUAUUCAAAAGACGUUGGCAUCGUUUGGAAAACAUGAUACGAAACAACUAAAUCUUUCUGAUUCACUUAACGAAAUAAGCAUGUCCCAUAGGGGAGAAUUUGAUCAGAUGCGAUAUCAGUAUCAGAGGAUUCAAUCCUCAUUUUAUAUACUUCAGGCUCGAUUAGAGUUGGCUUCUGCUGAAAAUGAGUUUGUUCAAAGGAGAAUCCAAUCAUUAAGUGACGAUUCGUCUUUCCAAAAAAGAUUAUUGGUGCUCCAGUUGACUCUUUUAAUCGUGCUGGUGGUUUAUAUUGCAGUAUCAUACUUCCCUGCGAAUCCCUCUGUUAAUGAUAAUAUGCUGUUGCAGUCAUCCUCUGCUCCCCAAGCAUUUGAUUCUAAUAAUGAUUACCGACAAGCAAAUCCUUCGGAUGAUCGUGAAAUCGCUUCACGUCCUCCCUCUUUGUUUAACUCAAUACCAUCGAAGGAAUCCUCUGUAGUAUACAAAGUGACUGAAGAUUCAAACGAUGAUCAAACACCUCAACCUGAUAAUGUCUCUGGUUCUCAAAUGAAAAAUCCGGGCAUGAAGAAACUUUUUCAUUCUCGAAGCUAUUCUGUUUAUUAA